UCAGUCUGAAACGAGUGGCAGUUGGUAAAAGUCGAUUUCAUCAGAAAGCGUAAGUUGUCGUUCGGUGGUGAUUUUUCUAAAAAAUAAAACUCCUUUACUAGAAAUGCCUAAAGGAAGAGCUAGAGGUGGCGGUCAUAAGGGUCAACGUCGGCAUUUUACAAAUCCGGACGAAUUAGAAGCACAACAGGAAAAGGCCGAAAAAGAAAGAAUUUGGAGGGCAAAACACGGAGACAUAGAAAGUGAUGAAGAAGAGGAAGAAGAAUCUAGAAGUUCGUCAUCAGAAGAGGAGGAGGAAGAAGGAGGAGAGGUCAAAGCAAAAGGAGUGCAGCAUUUGAUCGAAGUUAGCAAUCCCAAUCGCACCGCUGCAAAAACAAAAAAAGUACCGCUUUUAAACGAAAAUACCGAACUGCCUCAAUUAUCUCGAAGAGAAAGGGAGGAAUUAGAACGUCAGAAAGCUAAAGCACAUUACAUGAAACUGCAUGCAGCGGGAAAAACGGAACAGGCUCGACAAGACAUGGCCCGCCUGGCAAUCAUAAGAAAACAGAGAGAAGAGGCGGCCCGAAAAAGAGAAGAAGAGAAAAAAGCCAAAGAGGCAGCACUGAAUGCAAAAACUGAAGCCGUAAACAAGGCACUUGGCAAGAAGACUUGACACCGACACGAGUAGAGUUACGUUCGGCCAAGCGCCGGUGUACAAACAAAGAAGAUCCAGCGUCCUGUCGCUUUUGGCAGUCGAAACGAUACUGUGUCACGGCAUUUUCUCCUCUUCUAUUAUCAAAAAAAUUUACACCAGUUUUUUUUCCCUUAAACUUCAAAAAUAUUACAAAGCAAAAAAAAAAGAAAAAUAAAUGUGAGGAUACAACCGCAGUGGGGUAAAACCCUUACUGAAUCUGUGAGUCUUUGCAAACAUCAAUCUUUUCAAAUAUGUAGUUAAAAAUCUUAAUUUGAUGAGGUCUGAUAGAAUUUAAUAACUGUUGUAUCCAUUAAAAUUUUAUAUUGGUUCAUAAAAUACUCUAGUGUGGACUCUAAUAAAAUAUCGGAAUAAACUUUA
Messenger RNA from Centruroides sculpturatus (bark scorpion), 1048 nucleotides. RefSeq names its product 28 kDa heat- and acid-stable phosphoprotein-like. The transcript is spliced from 6 exons. The record is from RefSeq and is a predicted model, not a curated record. NCBI's taxonomy places the organism in Eukaryota, Metazoa, Arthropoda, Arachnida, Scorpiones, Buthidae. Gene Ontology annotation, molecular function: RNA binding. Bases 104 to 649 code for a protein of 181 amino acids. Gene Ontology annotation, cellular component: cytosol.